This is a messenger RNA of Benincasa hispida (wax gourd), 3149 nucleotides long. The record is from RefSeq and is a predicted model, not a curated record. Lineage: Eukaryota; Viridiplantae; Streptophyta; Magnoliopsida; Cucurbitales; Cucurbitaceae.
UAAUGUUAAUGAAUAAGAGAAAUAAGGAUAUUGAUCCCCAUAAACGUACGUAAUCCCAAAGAGAGUUGGGAAUUCAAGAAAGGCCAGUUGUUGUUGUUGAUAUAUAUAAUAAAUAAGCAGCUACCAUCUUUGGCCUUCCUUAUACUCUAAAACGCAGCCAACUAAUUAAUAAAGCUUCAAAUAAUAAUUUCCAUGGCUGAGAAGAAAAACAACCGCCCCGAUUACUAUGACGGCCAAGAUUCAGAGCUUUUCUUCGAGCCUCAAUACAAUGACGGUCAAGAAGAUCAAGAAGAUGAUGUAGAGAUGAACAAUAAGGGAAUGGAAGGUAGUAGUGUUAGUAGUUGCAGCAGUUUCAGCGACGGAGACGACUCCACCGUUGCCGUUGCCGCCGUUAAUAGAUGUCUCGAUCGAGGUUGCAGCUCGGCCUCCGCUUCUCAACAAUGGCCACAAAGUUUCAGAGAAGCAAGUGAUUCAUAUGCGAUAACGACUUCACCAACAUUUGGGAUUUUACGGAUUCCAAAUAUCAUAAAAUCAAGCUUUCAUAAUGGAAUUGAGAGUUUGUUCGAGUCCGAUGUCAAUGUCAAUACCGAUACCAAUAUCGAUGCAAAGGCUCCAUUAUUAAACAAUUAUUAUGGCCAUGAGGAACAUAAUUUGGACUAUAAUAACUCUUCUUCCCAAUCAUUGUCUGCUCCUCAUGGUUGCACCUUCACACAGACCAUUUUUAAUGGAAUGAACUUCAUGGCUGGGAUAGGGCUGUUGUCCACACCUUACACAGUAAAAGAAGGUGGAUGGGGAAGCUUGGGAGUGCUGCUUGUUUUUGCCCUUGUUUGCUUUUUCACAGCUAUGCUUAUGAAAUAUUGCUUUGAAAAGAGAAGCCAAUUCAAAAUUAGAACCUUCCCAGAUUUGGGUGAAGCUGCCUUUGGAACCUUUGGACGUCUCUUUGUAUCGAUCCUUUUAUAUUUGGAAUUAUAUUGUUGCUGUGUUGAGUUCAUAAUCUUGGAAGAGGACAACCUUAGCAGUCUAUUUCCAAAUACAUGGCUGAAUUUUGGUGGCCUUCAUUUGGACUCUAUGCAUCUCUUUGGAAUUAUUACUGUCCUUCUUCUUUUACCUACUGUUUGGCUCAGGGAUCUCCGUUGGAUCUCAUAUAUCUCUGCGGGUGGGGUACUAGCAACAACAGCGGUAAUCCUAACCAUAGCUUAUUUGGGAACAAUUGGAGGAAUAGGGUUUAAUGAAGUUGAAGCUGGUGAAAUAGUCAAUUGGAAGGGCAUUCCCUUUGCUAUUGGAGCUUAUGGUUUUUGCUUCUCUGGUCAUACUCUCUUUCCAAAUCUUUACCAUUCUAUGGCAGAUAAAACCAAGUUUACUAAGGCUCUCUUAAUAUGCUUUGUAUUUUGUGUUUUCAUAUAUGGGGGAGUUGCUGUUAUGGGGUUUCUGAUGUUUGGCCAAAGUAUAUUGUCCCAGAUAACUUUGAACAUGCCACAACAUGCUCUUGCCUCCAAUGUUGCAAAGUGGACCACAGUUAUUGUUCCAUUGACUAAAUAUGCAUUGUUGAUGACUCCAUUGGCAAAAAGUAUAGAGGAAAGACUACCAGCCAGACUUUCAAAUAGCUAUUGGUGUUCCAUUCUUAUAAGAACUGCACUUGUUAUCUCUUCCCUUUGUGUUGCUCUUCUUCUCCCCUUUUUUGGUCUUGUGAUGGCUUUAAUUGGUUCCCUUCUUUGCAUACUCAUUGCAAUAAUAAUACCAGCAUCCUGCUUUUUGAAAAUCAUGGGGAAGGAAGCUUCCAAAAUACAGGCAGGACAGGACCCCUAACUGGCAAAUUAUCUAGACACGACUGUUGUUGAGGAUUGAGGAGGUAGGCUUAAGAACCCUGACUGUAUUGAAAGUGCUUUUUGGGCACUGCCUUGACGCCUUCUAGACACGACUUCAAAGUCGGUGUCCAUGGCAUAAUUGUCUACACUCAUGGGAGAUGGUGCAGAAGAUUGAGAGACGGGUUGUUUGCCCUUUGAAUUACUAGCCUUGGAAGGGCUAACCUGAAUGCUCUACGACGGCGGAGGUCACCUUGGUGGCUGAGGACGGUCGGGAGGUUCCAUGAGCUUCUAGGGAUUUAUGAGGGAGAUGUUUUUCUUUUUUAGGAGCAUAUUUUCUUGAGAGUUGUUCUCUGCUUAGAUAAUCCGCAAGAGAGGUUUCUGUGCCUUUUAUAGGCUCAAUUUUGAAAUCAAAGCAGGAUAAGAUUGCGUGCCACCUUGCGAAGAUUUGUUUUGAAACAAGAUUCUUCACAUCUUUUUCAAAGAUGUAUUUACUGGCCUUUGAAUCCGUUCGCACCAGAAAAUCUUUGUUGAUAAGAUCUCCUUGGAACUUUUGAACGCAAUUUACUAUUGUGAGAAUCUCCUUUUUUAACUCUAGAAUAGUUCUUUUGAGUAUCAUUCCAGACUCCAGAAUAAUAAUGGACUACCGUUUCUCUUCCGUUAAUUUCUUGCUUGAGAAUUCCGCCGUAACCAAUGUCAGAUGCAUCAGUUUCCACAAUUGGAUAAGCUCUUUCAUCCAUUAGUGAUAAGCAUGGGAUGCCUUUUGCUAAAGCUUGUAUUGAUUGGACUGCUCGAGUAUGUUCGUCCGUCCAUGGUUUUGGGUUCUUUUUCAAUAUGUCAUAAAGGGGGAGACAGAUGGUACAGGUCUUUGAUAAAGUCUCCAAUAUAAUUUACACAUCCAAGAAAGCGCUGGAGCUGUAUCUUGUCUUGAAUAGUAUCGGGAAACUUAUCCACGAAGUCUAGCGGUCGUUGGAUUGGUUUGAUUAUUCCUUGAUUAAUAUCAUAACCAAGAAAUCUAACUUUCGUUUGAAACAAUUUGAUCUUUGGUAAAGACACCACAAGACCAUUUAUCUUAAUAAUGUUGAAGAACACUUGCAGGUGAAAUGUUGUUCAAUUGUAUUGUGAAUACCAAGACAUCAUCUAUAUAGACGAUAGUGAAAUCCUGAUAUUUGUUGAAUGUGUCAUUCAUGAAAUUUUGGAAUUCGGAAGGAGCAUUUUUUAAUCCAAAUGGCAUGAUGUUCCAUUGGUGUUGCCCGAAGAGGACGUUGAAUGCAAUUUUAUAUCUGUCCUUUGUAGAUACUUGGAUUUGCCAAAAUCCAGAUUUCAUAUUGAACUUUGAGAAAACCU